Messenger RNA from Pantherophis guttatus, 5063 nucleotides. RefSeq names its product small integral membrane protein 14 (gene SMIM14). Lineage: Eukaryota; Metazoa; Chordata; Lepidosauria; Squamata; Colubridae. The record is from RefSeq and is a predicted model, not a curated record. Gene Ontology annotation, cellular component: endoplasmic reticulum.
GGGAACGAGGCGCGAGAGCCGUUGGAAGAGGAGGUGACUUUUUUCCCUGAGGGGGAAACCGACGAGGGGAGUUUUUUUUCUCCCCCCCUCCCCCAUCCCCCCGAGGUUGUCGAGCGAGGAUUUCCCUCAUGGCUCUGGUGAGGAAAUCUGCCGCUCCCGGCGCCUUGGUUUACGUUUCGGGCCCCGGCUUGGUCUCCCGAGAGACAAAUCAACGCCGGGGAAGGCUUGAGGCCUAGUGAGGGUUUUCUCAAAUGCCAUUCUUGGGGACCUUUGGAUGAUGUAAGAAUUUGAUGGAAUUACUUGGGACCUGAAGGGCAAAAAAGAUCCAGCAUUCACUUGGAUACAGGUCCGUUAACGUUCCAGGCCCAUCCACAACAUGGCAGAAGGCGGCUUUGACCCCUGUGAGUGUAUUUGCGCACAAGAGCACGCCAUGAGAAGGUUGAUCAACCUGUUACGGCAAUCUCAGUCCUACUGCACGGAUACAGAAUGUCUUCAGGAAUUGCCGGGACCAAAUCCAUCCGCUGAGAACGACAUCAGUGUCACCAUGAUUAUGGUGGGCUGGCUGGUUGUAGCACUGGUCUUGUUCUUGAUGAGACCCAUCAGCUUACGGAGAUCGAUUACUUCUGAAAAGCCAUCAAACCCGCAUAACGGACAAGAACCACCAGCUCCAGCUGUGGACUGAAGUUUCCUGGAAAAACUCAACAAGUUUAAUCUUCAGUGACCAAAAGAAAAGAUCACAGCAUUCCUUAUCAUUGUACAGUAGGGUCCUGUUCUGUACAUAGAAUAUCCAUUUUCUUUUUCUAUUUCUUAAAUGACAUUUAAAUGGAUUAACGUGGUGGGAAGUAACAGCAUUUCAUUGAUGAGCGUUGAACUUAUGUCCACUGCAAUAUUUAAAUUUUUUUUUUUUAAAUCUCUCUAUUGAUAAUCAGUUGAUCUUGUUCAGACUAGUGGGUUUUCUCUUCCUAUCUAUUUAGAGAUUAAAAAUUACAGUAAAUUCCUCUGUGAUCUUUCUACACCCCUUUUGUGGGAGAAAUCCGCAAAAAUUUCCAGUGUGGCCAUUUUCAAAAAGUUCAUAUACCACAGCCUUCUCUAAUUAGUGCCUUUCGCAUAUGCUGAAUAUUAUGUCGCGUUCCUAGCUGGCAGAGUCAACAAUUCUAGAUGACAUCAGAUUACGAAAGCUGAUGUAAACUAGUUAUAGUUUUAUCAAUGAAACGUUUUAUUUGGGGGGAGGGAGAAGAGAGGGAGGAAGGAAUAAAGGAAGGAAGGAAGAAAGGAAGGAGAAGGGAGGGAGGAAGGGGAAGGGAGGGAGUGGAAAGAAGGAAGAUAAGUUAACAAAUAAAGCCUGAAUAAUUAAAAUUUACAUUGAAAAUUAGUCCCACUCUUAUACAACAAUUUUCCUGCAGACUUGGGUUUGUGAUUUCUAUUUAGAAGAAACCUCAAGUCAAAAGAAAGAACCACAGCAUAAUGCGUGGCCUCCUUCACUGCAAUUGUUUAAAAGCUUCUACGGUCAAAAGUAACUUCUGGAUUGCAUUAGAUUAACACAUUUUUUAACAUGUUAUUCAAAUGUUGAUGGAACAUUGACACAACCAAACACUUUGCAUCAUGUGGCCACAGCACAGAAUUUGCCAAAACUGCAAAUUUUGAGCGGUCUGCCUGUUAGAAAUAAGAAGCAAAAUUGGCAUGUUAAACUUCUAUGAAGCUCGACCUGUCGAUGCUACCCCUUUCCUAAAAAUGAUCAAAACCAGGGAAGUCCAACCUUGGCAAUUUUAAAACGUGUGACCUUCGACUCUCAGAAUUCUGGGAGUUGACGUCUACAGGUAGUUGAAGUCCACCGAGAUAACUUCAUGUCUUCUAGUUAUAAAAAAAAGGACAACCCACUCUUGCAGCAUGGUAAAUUACGGCGUUAAAAUAGCUACUACUACAACCUUAAGAUCAGUUUUUAAAAACAAACAUUGAAUUAUUCCAUUCCGGGAAAGUUCACUUGAAAUUAAAUUACGACAUUCCUGGAAUGUGUGUGGGUUAAGAUUUACUUGUGCAAGCGACAUUUUGGUGCUUUUCUAAUAUUUUCCACAUCUAUGAAUGAGUGUUAACCUAGGUUUGCAGAGAAAUUUCAUACUGAAAAACUCUGUUCUUUUAAUGAAUGGAAAUCAACAAGAAUGUCUGCCAAUUGCCAACAGUUUGCCCAUUAAAAAAAAAAAAGGUUUGCUUGAGCAAUUGCCAUUUUUUAAAUUAAAUGUUCUACGUAUGUUACCAAUCAUUUCAGCUACGUAGGAGUCCCCAAAAUACAAGGAGCAAAAAUUUAACCCCCAUUUGUGAGCGUACUUGUGAUUUUGGGAAGAGAAUGUAUAGAGUUUGUUUUUCUGUUUUUUUUUUUGCAAACACUUUAUACAAAUCGAAGGUUAUUUCCCACAAUUAAAGUUUAUCACCUGCAUCAUGAAGCAACAGAAGGGACAUAAAUAACAGUCUGGGAAUACAGAAUCACCUACAGAUUCGGAGUUUUCUGGGUGCUGAGCCAUUUAAAAUGCUUCAUGCUUGGUUGUUCAAGCUAACCAGGAUGCCAACCGGUUACAAAAUCCCCUCUCCCCACAGAGUUCAAAAAUCACAGUUCUAUCUGUAGCCUUAACUUGGUUCAAACUGUAACUCUGUUCACUACAGAACGUGCGAGCUGUAACGUGGCUUGAAGGCUGACACCGUUGUUUAGCUUUUUCAGACUGGCCCUUUGGUGAGAUAAUGUGCCCAACAGCCAAGGAACACAAUUUCCUUGUGGAAAUUUACGUUUUUGUACAUUAAGGUAGCCUUCCUGCUGCAUUUUUUAAAAUCCUUGACUUACUAUCAAGGACAGAGCCAGGUGAAUACGCUUCCAAAGUUAUACAAAAGUUCUGCAUUUUAAAAAGUUUCAAGACCGUCAUGCAGCCAAAUCCUGAGUUUAGUCUGUGGAUCUGCUCAGCGAGAGCAACAUGCUAAGUAAGUAUGCCUAACAUUGCAUCUUUAAUGCCAUGAGGAAUCCUGGCGGUUUUUCUUGGCCGUUUUCAAAAACACACCCAAGAGUUUUCUCCAACCUGCCAACUUCAUUUUAAGAAGCCUACGGUGCUUUUUUUUAAAAAUGUAUUUAUUGGGCCUUAAAAUUUAAAAACAAAAACAAGAAGAGUCAUCCACAUGCUCAUUAGAGAAGAUCAUUUCAAUCUCUCUUGUUGGAUCCAAAUAGUUUAGGAGGGUGGACUGGAAAUCCGAGCAUCCUAUCGUCUCAUUCAUCCUUAGCCCCAGAAAUUCACUCAUGACUUUGGACUCAACUUAUUCCAGCAAGGUGUGACUGUGAAACAAACUGGAAGAGAUAGACCUCUUUACAUUACCUUUAAUCGUUAGAGGAGAGCCACAAAUACCAGUCUUAACAAAUAUAAUAAGGUUGUUGGACAUCAUUUUUCCAUUCCAUUUCAUUCCACCACCCCCUGGCAAAAAAUAUUGUAGGGAAACUUGGUGAAGGCAGUGAGUUAUUGAGAGACCUGUUGCUUGCAAACUGGAAGGUGUAAGUAACAGACAGGUAGAAUUUGCUAUCCGAGUUACUUUUGACCCUCCCCGAGUCUGAAAUCCAAUUCUUAUUGGAUUUGAAGGAAGGGAAAUGUAUUUCAACCAAUCCUGUAACUAAACCUAAUUCAUUAAUCUGCUACAAGGAUUAAGGACAUAUGCUUUAAAGGUUUCUCAGUUUUUACACAUCUUGGCAAGCUUGAGUAACAGAUCCAUCCAUCGAUAAUUGCAAUUGGUCAAUUUAUUUCAAGGAAGAAAUCUACUGUUUGUGUUUAAUACCAACGUGGGAACAACUUAGUCUAUCUGUCCCAACAUUUGUUCAUAAAAUGCUGUUUUUAGAUUUCAGAAAUCCAUUCUUUUGCCAGGGAACAGCAUUAAAGAAUUCUUGGGGAAUUGCUUUUAAGAAUUAUAGCACUGUGCUUGGGGCAUUUCAUGAUUCCUCCUAAGAUAGCAUUUGAGAACCUUUCUAUAUUUCAUUUUUAACAAAUGGUGUCUGUUUUGCUUUUCACGCAAGUUUGUUCAUCUUUACCAACCGUGUGAAAUGCACUUUUCUAAGAUUGGCUCUAAAAAUUUGAAGCAGUUAUGAGUCUUGGGGAUGAAUGGCAAUGGUUUAGUUUUAUUUUUUUUUCUCAAGAAUAAUUUGUUGAUAUAAACAUUUGGACAGAGAGAAACUGAAGAAGCAAAAUGUGAAUUGAUAUACAGCUUGUUCAUUAGCAACUAUUGGCCAGUUAGAUGCCAUCCCAGUUCUCCUUCUAAAAUUGGGAGAAAUUGAAACAAAACUCUCCGUAGGAAAUUCCAGUGCCAUUUUAUGAAACCAGACCAUGAAACAGAGCCGCAAAAUAAUCUGUUACAGAUAACAAUAACCUUUGUGUUAAAGGUUUACUACAGGACAAGCCAAAUUUACCGCCCAUACAUUGGUUUUAUUGAUAUCUUUUAUUUUUUUCUACUUUUAAGUGAAUAAGCUAGACAUAAUGUGGAAGAUUAUGAUGCCUUGUUUUCAAGACAUUAAAAAGCUGGUUUAUGGGAUGACGGUAGGAUUAGCAGAAUUGAGAAACCACUCUUACCAACAAGCUCUUCAGGGAGGGGAGGGCAUGUGGAGAGAUUUUAAUUGUGAAAAUAUCGUGCAGAAAAAGUUUAGAAAUUCUUUUUCUGACAUUGCAGCUUUCAUAUAACCUCUGACACCAAUUAAACAGGGAAAAAAAAACUGGGAGAUCCUAAACAUAGUUUUUUCUACUGAGUGAAUUUCUACAGCAUUUAAUGUUUAAAGUUUAGGUGUCGGAAUUGACUUUUCACAUUCACAUAUAAUCCGCAACAGCUCUUUCUGCCUUAGUUUAGAAUAAUUCUCGCGGACAAAAUGGUUGAGAAUACUGUGAUGUGUUUCAGUGAUUUAAGUUGUCUGAAUUAUGCCAAACACAAAAGAUCUGUGCCAUGUUAUAAUCCUUUACUACAAGAUUUGCUGUGAAAUAAAGGGCUUAUUCUAUGCACUUUUUAAAAAAAAAAAUAUCUCGACAAAUAGAACCACUAAUAAACUUCUCAAAGUA